CUACCAUUUAAUACAUCGUGAGACGAAGAAAAAAGAAACGAAGAGAAUGAAAGUGGGGGUGUUGGAAGUAUUGUUAAUGGCGUCCUCGGUGUUGCGACUCUCGUCGGCAGCUGAUUUCAGACGGCGGAAAACGGCGACGUUCGGCGGAUUUUCCAGCAGAGCUUCCUCCUCUAUCGUGUUCCCAGUUCACGGGAACGUUUAUCCUGUCGGGUACUACAAUGUUACCAUCAACAUCGGACAGCCAUCGAGGCCGUACUAUUUGGAUCUUGAUACAGGUAGUGAUCUCACAUGGCUCCAAUGUGAUGCUCCUUGUGUACGUUGCGUUGAGGCACCUCAUCCACUUUACGAGCCCAGCAGUGAUCUUAUCACCUGCAACGAUCCUCUCUGUAAGGCGUUGCAUUCUAAUGGCGACCGUAUAUACGAGAAGCCGGAGCAGUGUGACUAUGAGGUUGAGUAUGCUGAUGGCGGGUCAUCUCAAGGAGUUCUUGUUAGAGAUGUCUUCUCCUUAAACUACAAGAACGGAGCCCGGCUCAACCCCCGUCUCGCCCUCGGAUGCGGUUACGAUCAAAUUCCCGGCGCAUCAAGUCGCCAUCCUCUUGAUGGAGUCCUCGGUCUAGGGAGGGGAAAGGUUAGCAUCUUGUCACAGCUUCACAGCCAAGGCUACGUGAGGAAUGUUAUCGGCCAUUGCUUAAGCAGUCUUGGUGGAGGAUUUCUCUUCUUCGGAAACGAUCUUUACGAUUCCUCGAGGGUCUCUUGGACACCAAUGUCAAGCGAUCACUCAAAACAUUACUCUCCGGCUCCGGGGGGCGAACUUCUUUUCGGUGGUAAAACCACCGGGCUGAAGAAUUUGCUUGUAGCUUUCGACAGUGGCAGCUCUUACACAUAUUUCAAUUCGAAGGCCUACCAUGCCGUCACAAACUUGCUGAAGAGAGAACUAAGUGGGAAACCAUUGAAAGAAGCACGGGACGAUAGUACGCUCCCUCUAUGCUGGCAAGGCCGUAGACCCUUCUUGAACGUGGACGAAGCCAAGAAAUACUUCAGGCCCCUAUCUGUCAGUUUCAAAACCGGCUGGAGAUCCAAAUCUCUCUAUGAGAUACCCCCAGAAGCCUAUCUGAUCAUCUCUACGGAGGGAAACGUGUGCUUGGGAAUCUUGAAUGGCACAGAAAUAGGCCUCGAGAACGUAAAUCUCAUCGGAGAUAUAUCGAUGCAAGAUCAGAUGGUGAUCUACGACAACGAGAAGCAUGCCAUCGGGUGGAUGCCCUCCUCUGACUGCAGCGAGAUCGCGUCGCUAAAAGUUCCAGAAGGUUAUGCAUAUUAUACAUAAAAUCUCCGUAGAUUGUAAGCUGACAGAGAAGGUAGAAUGUACAUUUUCACAACAUGAAUUAAGAAAUGCUCUCUGCUAUCCGAUUUAUUACUUCACUUUGGUGAAACUUCAAGCAUUUAGAAAUCCUCUAAGGUAGUUAGAUUUUGGUUUUGAUACGAAGAUAUCAAGAAUAUGAGUGAUUUUGUAUAGUGAAUUCAAGAUUCA
This is a messenger RNA of Tarenaya hassleriana, 1528 nucleotides long. Its product is annotated as aspartic proteinase Asp1. The transcript is spliced from 8 exons. Gene Ontology annotation, biological process: proteolysis. The record is from RefSeq and is a predicted model, not a curated record. Gene Ontology annotation, molecular function: aspartic-type endopeptidase activity. The coding region runs from base 47 to 1324 and encodes 425 amino acids. Lineage: Eukaryota; Viridiplantae; Streptophyta; Magnoliopsida; Brassicales; Cleomaceae.